ACAGGCGCACGCCACCACAUCCAGCUAAUUUUUGUAUUUUUUUAGUAAAGACAGGGUUUUGCCAUGUUGGCCAGGAUGGUCUUGAUCUCUUGACCUCGUGAUCCGCCUGCCUCGGCCUCCCAAAGUGCUGGGAUGACAGGCGUGAGCCGCCGCGCCCGGCCUGCCCUGAGCUUUUGCAACAGGCUCCAGUGGUCUCCGUGUCUCUUUCCUUAUUCCCCUCAAAUCAUUCUCCAUAUUGCAGCCAGAAAUUAUAUUUUAAAACACAAUUCUAAAAUGUCACUGUCUCCCAAAACCCUUCAGUAGUCUCCCACUGCUCCUAGAGACUGAAAUGUUUACCUGCUUACAAGGCAGGGGUUGGCCCUGCGCACCUUUGCAGCUCCCUCUCUAGACGGAUGAAAGUCAGGCUCCCUAACUUCCACCUUCCUCUCCGUGUUCCAGCAUGUUCUCACCCAGAGCCUCUGGGCCUUUUGUCCUCCUCACUGGAAUGCUCCUAGAGGUUUCUCUCCCCUCACAGCCACCUAGUUUACUCAGGUUUUAGAGCCCAGCAAGUCCAGUCUACUCAGUUUUCUUUUUGAAGUUCCUAUAACUUCAGUUCCUUUAUUUAAGUUUGAGGUUGUACGUGUCUUAGUAUGCUUAUUUGAUUACAGUUAGUCUCCCCGCUAGACAGUGAGUGCCCUAAAGGCAGGAACCUUGCCCAUCCCCUUUACCACUAGCACCGAUCAAAAUGCCUGGCACAGGGAGGCGCAAUGAACAGCUGUUGAACGAGUGACUUCCAAAUCGACAGCAAAGGGGGCGGCUGGAUAGCGAGUCGCCCGCUCAGGAGAGAUUCUGGGUCGGAAAUAAAGAUCUGGGAGUCAUUUAUAAUUCCAACCAGACGAGUAGAUGGGCUGGCCCAAGCGGUGUGUAGACUGAAGAGAUUCUAACUCAUGCAAGAUAAGCAGUUACGUGGCUCACGGUCACGUCGCAAAAAUCCUGGGGGCUCUCCUCCGCCUGCUUGUGGUCCCGUACAAGGCGCUUCCCACCCUGGGUCUCUGAGCCCAGUCGGUGAAAGACGGAAGGAGACCGAUUCACAGCCCCAACAGCGCCGGUGAUAGUCCCUCUGCCACCCCUUUCCCUCCGCUGCCCUCCCCUCCCCUCCCCUCGAUGACUUCUUCCAACAGCUGACGAAGCUGGAUCCCUGGGCACCGCCUCUUCCGUCCGCGGCGCCCGGAGACGCCCGGAAAUUUGCGGGCGCGCCGGAAGUUGAGGGGAGUUUCCUGCGAGCUCGGCUUCCUCAACAUGGCAGCGCCCUUGUCAGUGGAGGUGGAGUUCGGAGGUGGUGCGGAGCUCCUGUUUGACGGUAUUAAGAAACAUCGAGUCACUUUGCCUGGACAGGAGGAACCCUGGGACAUCCGGAACCUGCUCAUCUGGAUCAAGAAGAAUUUGCUAAAAGAGCGGCCAGAGUUGUUCAUCCAGGGAGACAGCGUGCGGCCAGGAAUUCUGGUGCUGAUUAACGAUGCCGACUGGGAGCUACUGGGUGAGCUGGACUACCAGCUUCAGGACCAGGACAGCGUCCUCUUCAUCUCCACUCUGCACGGCGGCUGAGGGCCCUUCUCCGGGCCUGGGCACCCUUAGAGGGGAGAACGAAGCAAUCAGACAUCCCCUUGGGCCCUGCUUCCAGGUCUCCCUGUCCCCCUUGCCUGCCUUCUUCCCUGCUCUGUCCCCUAAGCUCCCUCCAGGCAGGGAAAAGAGGCCAGGUGCUAAAAAUGAGCCUUUCUCAAGCACGUCAGCAGCGGAAGGCAGACAGGCGCCAGAGCCCAGCACUCCCUUUUCCAGCAGCUGUGGUGGGGGAGGGUUCCCCUCCAGUUUGUCAAGAGUUGAAGGAGGCUCUGUGGCCAGGUGACCUGGCUGCCUUCCACUCCUUGUACCUCAGUCUAAACAUGGAGUGGCUGCUGACAAGCCGCUCCAGCCCCAGAGCCAGCGUCUUCAUGGGGAAGAUGAAUGGACCUGAGUAGCUGAAGGAAGGCCCCUCCCUACCCAAAGACUGGAGGCUUCUCAGCCUCAAUUUCCCUGUCGGGACAGCUGAGGGCUCUGCCUGUCCCCCACUGCUAUCAGUAUGGAACCCCAGCUGGGGUCCCCUAUUGAGUGCCGACUCCCCCCACCGCCAGCAGCUGCUCCUCCAGCCACACCCCUCCUUCUGCUCCCCCCACCCCUAGCCCUUGACCCUGGCUGGCCUGCCCCCCUCCACAGGCCACCAGAUGGGCUCCUGAGACCCUCCCCAGGCUGCUUACAGCUCAUUCUGCUGGGGGUAGAGAUGAGGGGAGGGAGUAAGUUAAACCUUGGACUAGCAAGUAGAAGCCUGGGGGGAUGCGUGUGCCUCAGUUUCCUCCUCCACAACUGAAUAUUUAUAGUGGCUGAAAACUGGGGAGAUACUUGAUGGCGCGAAUGUCCGUUUUCUCUCCCCACCUCCUGCAGGAAGCAGGACGGGGCAGGCAGCACCUGGUGGGCACAGUGCUUUGCCCCUCCUCCCCUUCCCUUCUGGAAGUCUUGGGGCCUCAGUGCUUGCAACAGCCGGCCUUGGGCAAAUAAAAGACUAGGUUGUUUACUA
This is a messenger RNA of Pan troglodytes (chimpanzee), 2587 nucleotides long. It is a transcript of the gene URM1, whose product is annotated as ubiquitin related modifier 1. The record is from RefSeq and is a predicted model, not a curated record. The transcript is spliced from 5 exons. NCBI's taxonomy places the organism in Eukaryota, Metazoa, Chordata, Mammalia, Primates, Hominidae. Gene Ontology annotation, biological process: tRNA thio-modification. Bases 1279 to 1584 code for a protein of 101 amino acids. Gene Ontology annotation, cellular component: cytoplasm.